GCUGUGAUCCAGCGCCGGCACCCUAUUCCUUUCAUAGAUCUAGGACCUGAAAUUUACGUUGCCAUAGUGCUUGACUGCUGCUCUGCCAGGUGCACUGAGAAUGGCUGCCUUGGGCUGCCUUAGCCGCAGCCAUGCUCUAGGUAGUAGGAAUAUGGCGCCCCAGCGCGUAGCACAAGCGACGCGGCCGUCGCAGGCGUCACGGCGAGGAGCAGUGGUGGUGCAGGCGCGUAAACUUUCACACCUACGGAAGAAGCUGUGGAAGGAGGCUGGCCCUCCCCCGGACCUGGCGACCCGCCUGUUCUCGGAGCGCAUUAUGUACCUGGGCAUGCCGAUUGACUCGUCGGUUGCGGAGCUGCUCACGGCUCAGCUGUUCGUUCUUGUGCAAGAGGCGCCUGACCCGAUCUUCUUCUACAUCAACUCCACCGGCAUUGCGAAAAGCACCACCAAGUUUGGCAACGAGCACGAGGCCAUCGCGGUGUACAGCAUGAUGAAGGGCGUGCAGAAGUACUGCCCCAUCUACACGCUGUGUGUGGGCAACGCCUUCGGGGAGGCGGCGCUGCUGCUGUCCGCCGGGUCGCCGGGCAAGCGCGCCGCUCUGCGCUCCUCCACCAUCAUGCUGCGUCAGCCGCUGCAGCGCCUGGGCGGCAUGCAGGCAAGCGACAUCGACAUCUACCGCAAGAUCACCCGCGAGAAGACCGCCACCAUGGCCAAGUACCUGGCCGCCUGCACCAAGAAGACUGAGGAGCAGAUCAUGACCGACUUCACCCGCCCCCGCUACUUCAACCCCUACGAGGCGGUCAGCUACGGGCUCAUCGACACGGUCCUGGAGCCCAAGGAGGAGCGGGCUGUGUUCAAGGACUGGGAGAAGAUGGGCAGCGAGAUCGCGGACCUGGGGCUGUGGGACGACGAGGAGCAGCCGCUGCCCACCAACAUCAUGUACCCGGGCACGUCCCAGUACUGGCGCUCCGACUUCGACGGCUAGACAUGCCGGCAGCUGGAGGCGGGAGCCGUGGAGGCAGGCGGAGGCAGCAGGCGGUUGCAGGACGAGGAAAAGGCGCUCGGCACACGAGGCAGCGGUAGCAGCAAGCAGGCGGCGGCGUGGGCUAGCGGACAGCAGGGCGUGCGCCGUGCGGCAUGGGCGCUUGCGUCGGUGUUUCUGACGCGAAUGCAAAGAGCUGUUGAGAAGGCGGCUCGCGGAGCGUCUGACUGCUGCGAGCGGCAGGCAGCUGCUAGCGGCGGGCGGUGGCGGAGGUCGCGGGUGUCUGCUACCGGUGUGUACACCGCGCUGACUGGCGCUGAGUUGGGUCAGCGGGUGGCGUGUGGUGUCAACGCGACAGCGUACAGCACAGAGGCGCAGGGCUGCACCCAAGCUCCCUUUCGCGGGCGAAGAAGCAGCAGCGGCCGCGACUGCAGCGGCCGCACAGCGUUUCGCAGUGCUUCUUGUAUGUUUAUUACGACGCAGUUGCGUGGUGGUCGGUUGUGUACGGGGUUCAGGGGAAGGGCGAGUUGCAGGUUUGUGAGGAGCUUGGGGGUGGGGCGAGGGCACAGGUGCGUCAGCGGCCACUCAAUCAGCCCUUUGGGGCGUGGAAGCUGGCACGGUACGGCGAUGUGUGUGGUGCCAGGCGCAGGAGGACGGUUAUCGGCGGGGAGUCACAUUUGGGUGGCUUCAACGGCUUCGAGGGCUCAGGCCGUGUGGCGGCCAGUGUAAUGUCCACUUACU
This is a messenger RNA of Chlamydomonas reinhardtii, 1720 nucleotides long. RefSeq lists its product as uncharacterized. The record is from RefSeq and is a predicted model, not a curated record. Gene Ontology annotation, biological process: protein quality control for misfolded or incompletely synthesized proteins. NCBI's taxonomy places the organism in Eukaryota, Viridiplantae, Chlorophyta, Chlorophyceae, Chlamydomonadales, Chlamydomonadaceae. The transcript has 9 exons. Gene Ontology annotation, cellular component: endopeptidase Clp complex. Bases 152 to 982 code for a protein of 276 amino acids. Gene Ontology annotation, molecular function: ATP-dependent peptidase activity; serine-type endopeptidase activity; ATPase binding.